GUGUGUACAAGCUCGUACGCAGUGCGAUACUGGCCCUUCCUGGGCCAGCCGAGAAAUAAAUACCAUUCAAGCCUCGUGUGCCUGAUCUUUCCCCUGUUCUUGUUAUCCGGGGUGGCUUUGGGCAUCCACGACUGCCUACCCGCAGUAAUAGCCUGGCGGACCCUUUUCCAGACACGGACUGAGCGCAGCCCGGCGACGAUGGCUCACGCAGAGGGCGAGGCGGGCGCGGCCCUCGGCGAGGACGUCAAGCCAUACAAGAUCCACGUGAGGCACCAAUACUCGACGAGAGACCCAUCCAGGCCGGUAGACAUGCUGAUAACCAGGCUCAAGGUGUCGACCAAAUACCUCGACCUGACGAGGCAAAAGCUCGAGCUUACACGGUUGCCGCACGACAUCCCGCGCCCUCGAUCCAGCGACUGGUGGGAUCCCAAGCCCGUUGUCGAGCCUCUCGUUGACUACUGGCUCGAGCACUUCUCCUGGCGCGCCCAAGAGGAGCAUCUCAACGCCAGGGUGCCGCAGUUCCGCACCGCCAUCAACACGACCGCCUCCGACAUGCCCUGCCGCAUACACUUUAUCCACGCCCGCUCGCCGCACUUGACCGCGAUUCCUCUCCUUCUGAUACCCCCGUUUCCGUUUACGAACCUGUCGCUUGCACACUUGAUUCCCCUGUUCACGGAGCCGAAUGAUGCCUCUACGGCGCAGCCGUUCCAUCUCGUCAUCCCAUCGCUGCCGGGCAUGGGAUUCAGCGACGGCCUCAGCAACGGGGCGCAACUGGUUCCGACGGUGGCGGACAUGCUCGAAGUGCUCAUGAAGAGGCUGGACUAUAGACAUUACCUGGUGUCCAACUCGGGCCCGGCUGUGGAUGCACUGCCGUCAGUCGAUUGGAAGAUCGCAAGCCAUCUCGCGACGCACUAUGCAGACUCGUGCCUCGGGUCGCACUUUGUCUCGCCCCCGCUACAUGCGCCGACGUCUCGAGACUCAUGGGUGGAAUGGGCCAAGUGGACGGCGGUCAGCGUCCUCCAGGCGCCGAUGCUGGGCUACUCUCGCCAGGACAUCGAAGCCCUGAGGAAGGACCGGCAACGACAGAGGUGGCCAUCCAACCAUAGCCCGGCACCGGCGAUGCUGGGGUUUGGCAGCGAUGGCGAAUACGAGCCGAACACGCUUGCGUACGCCCUGUGCGACUCACCUCUGGGACUAAUCCUAUUUUUCGUCAUGGCACUGCGCAUAAUAGGGCCCGAGAAGGAUCUGGCGCCAGAGGAGCUUAUCAAGCUCACUGAGUUGACUUGGUUGCCCGGGCCGGAAGGGAUGAUGAGGCUGUGGGCGCGAUGUGCAUCCGACUCGGACGACAGCAAGAUAAGACCGACUCAUAGGCCAAGAGUCGGAAUAACAGUCUUCCUAGGCGAUGCAGAGCGUUCCAAGGGGGACGCAACGGAAGCAACAGUCGGCUUGCCUGGGCGAGCCGCACACCGAUAUGCGUGUCCAGCGUGGGCGAACUCGGCUUAUAAUGUCGUGGCGACAACCCGCAUGUCCGGCAACCCGGGGCUUCUCGUAUGGGAGAGACCAGAUGUGAUUGUUUCCGGCGUACGAGCGCUUGCCAAGGCAGUGCUACGCCUAGAACCCAGGUUGCGGCCGCCGCAGGAACCCGGGGCGGCGCUGCUCGAGCAGGUGGUCGUCGAGGGCGGACACAGCGCACCGGCUGAGAUCUCGGGCACGACGAUUCAAGCAACGGGAGACGACGCGGUAGGAGCUCGAAGCGAGAGCUAUGUAGCGUUCCCGAAGCCGGACGAGCGCGAGGAGGAGCUGCAAGAAAGCGGGAACCCGCAUGACGAUGAUGCUUCCCCGCAAAGAGCGACGCGACCUGUCACGCCGGGGAAAGAGGUCUCGCCCGUGAGAUCGCAUAGUGGGAGCAGUAAGGGGGGUCGCGAGUCGAGCGAAGGGAGCCCCAACACCGUCAUUGCGAUCCAGGUCGGCGUUUGAAGGGGGGCGUGGCGACUCUAUACGAAGUAUGAUGUACAACUCCGAUUCCUGGUAUAACAAUUGGCCAAGUAACAGGCCACAGUAAUGAAAUAAGGA
Purpureocillium takamizusanense is the source of this 2073-nucleotide messenger RNA. RefSeq lists its product as uncharacterized. Lineage: Eukaryota; Fungi; Ascomycota; Sordariomycetes; Hypocreales; Ophiocordycipitaceae. Gene Ontology annotation, biological process: epoxide metabolic process. Gene Ontology annotation, molecular function: epoxide hydrolase activity. The coding region runs from base 199 to 1977 and encodes 592 amino acids. The record is from RefSeq and is a predicted model, not a curated record. The transcript is spliced from 2 exons.